UUCUCACAUAGGGUUCUCGUAACUUCUUGUGAAACAUGGGGGCACGGGUUGUGCGUAUGUUUAGAAACUUCAACCUAGAAAACCGGGUAGCCCGAGAAAUCUCUAAGGAAAAGCCGCGAGCAGCACCGCGACACGAGAGCAGCGGACCGGCCUCUGAAGUGGAGAGAGCGGAGUCAGUCCACCAGAAGAACGACCCUCUGCUGAGCCACCUCAAGUCAGUGUAUGUGGAGUCUAAAGAUCCAGCAGCAACAGAGGCAUCAGAGGCAGUGACGGUGGCUAAAGAAGUGGAUCGGCGACCACUGAUGUUCAGUGUACCGGGGCCUUUUUAUGGCCUACAGGAGCUCACAGAUGUUCCGAAGGGCAAACUGACCAUUGUUGAGGCUCUGAAGGCGCUGAGCAGUCACCAGCGUGAGCCUCACACAUGGACACCAGACAAGAUCGCUCAGGAAUAUUCCCUCGACUUAAAGGACACUAAAGCUCUUGUAGAUUUCUUCGCCCCAUUCAAUGUUGAGAUCAUACCACCCAAGACUGAAGCUGCCAAGCAAAUUGAUGCUUCGUAGGACUGGACUGUAUGUGAAUAGUAGACAGUAGAAAAAUUAAGCCCUGACUUAUUUAUAUGCAUUUAUACAUUUGGAGAGGGACCUGACUGGGACUGAUAGUUUCUCAAGCCUGGGGUUUGGACUGGGUCGCUUGUUAUGUAGACGGAAUCAUGUAAUAUUACAAUAUUGAUGUACAACAUAAAGUAAAUAAAUAAGUACAAAUAUUUAA
Messenger RNA from Centropristis striata (black sea bass), 768 nucleotides. RefSeq names its product NADH:ubiquinone oxidoreductase complex assembly factor 4 (gene ndufaf4). Lineage: Eukaryota; Metazoa; Chordata; Actinopteri; Perciformes; Serranidae. The record is from RefSeq and is a predicted model, not a curated record. The coding region runs from base 36 to 560 and encodes 174 amino acids. Gene Ontology annotation, biological process: mitochondrial respiratory chain complex I assembly. Gene Ontology annotation, cellular component: mitochondrion. The transcript has 3 exons.